AAAUUGACACAGUCGACUCGGCGUUGCGUUGUCGAAAAGUCCUUACCGUUUGUUCCUCCUGCCGUUGCUGGCAGUCUGCAAUUUGUGAGAUUUAAUGAAAUUAUUUAAAAUACAUUAACUUUUUGCCUGUUAACUGUGAGAAAACGUUUGAUAAUUGUUCGUAUUCAACCUGAAUAAGCUGAUGUCGAAUAAUUCGACAUUAAAAUGUAACUUGUACUGCUAAAUCUUGAAAUUAUGGACAUUCUUGUUGGGAUUUUCUUUUUCUUUCUCCUUCACACGUCGUCCGGGACUCCAGCAUAUAGUUACAAUCCUCCCAGUUCCUCCUGCAAUGACGACCAAUUACGACAGUGUGCUGACAACGCAGAGCCUGUUCUCCGUGGCUCGGACUUCGUGGUGCCUGCUACCAGUCGGGCCGUGAACCAGGUUUGCAGUGUUUGGGUAGAACUGACCAACUGCAUAGGAAACUAUACCAAAAGAUGCCUGACUCCGAAUAAAAGAGUGGAAUUCGAAACAGCAACAAAGGAUCCAAUCUCCGCAAUGACGAGUUUUUGCGGAAAUCCCGAACAACAGAAUGAUUACCUCAAUCAUGCUCCUUGCGUCAAGAGAAUUACUACACAAGACAAGUAUUGUGGCAAACAAUAUAAAUUCCUGAUUGAUCUUGUUGGGGACGGUACAAUAAAACAAGUCUGUUGUGCAAGAGCAAAAUUCAUGAACUGUCUCAUGGAAAGAACGCCUGAAAGUUGCGAAAAAACGAAAAAUGACUCUGCAAAGAAAUCUCCAACCAUGUUAGCUGUAGCUCUGCUGGACAGCUCGCUGGCUUUUAUGAGUCAAAGAUGCGAAUCUUCUAGGUUUCAAGAAUCAGAUUGCCCUGGAAUUGAUGUGCCUCGAGAGAAUAGCAAAGGUCCUUUGACCAAUGCUGGACAAGACACUACCCAAUUCCAGUUGGAUCAAGGUCACCAACAACCCCAACAGCAAGGUGGGUGGAUUGAGCCGAAUGGGUCAGGAAGUUCGGCAAAAAGGCCCACAACGACGACCAAGGAGAUUAAAGAACGACCAGUGGCUGAUCAGUUCGCAAGCACUGCUGGUAACAAGCAACGUCCCCAAGCAAACCCUGGGGGAAGAGGAGGUUCCGGUGAAAUUAGAGGAAAUAGUGGUCACUUAGUCAUUGGAUUUGUAAGCAUUGCAAUAUUCAGAGUCUUUAUGGCAUAGUUAUGAUUAGCCAGUCGAUUAGUAGGCGACUUCACAAGAGUUGAAUAAAAACUUAUUGAUACGAUU
Folsomia candida is the source of this 1275-nucleotide messenger RNA. RefSeq lists its product as uncharacterized. The transcript has 7 exons. The coding region runs from base 235 to 1209 and encodes 324 amino acids. The record is from RefSeq and is a predicted model, not a curated record. Lineage: Eukaryota; Metazoa; Arthropoda; Collembola; Entomobryomorpha; Isotomidae.